Gossypium raimondii (Peruvian cotton) is the source of this 1364-nucleotide messenger RNA. RefSeq names its product 26S proteasome non-ATPase regulatory subunit 7 homolog A. Gene Ontology annotation, cellular component: proteasome complex; proteasome regulatory particle. The transcript has 10 exons. Gene Ontology annotation, molecular function: metallopeptidase activity; protein binding. The record is from RefSeq and is a predicted model, not a curated record. The coding region runs from base 134 to 1060 and encodes 308 amino acids. Lineage: Eukaryota; Viridiplantae; Streptophyta; Magnoliopsida; Malvales; Malvaceae. Gene Ontology annotation, biological process: proteasome-mediated ubiquitin-dependent protein catabolic process.
UCCCGUCCCGCAAGAAAAAAAAAUACUCAUCAGUCUCUUAAAAGAGCAAUACGAAACCAAAAGCAAAGAAGCAAAGUCUCACACUUUGGCAGAGAAAAAACAAAACCAAAAACCUAAAAACCCAAAAUUCAAAAUGGAUGUAAUUAAAACCCAGCAAAUUUCAUCUCGACCCAUAGAGAAGGUAAUAGUUCAUCCUUUGGUUCUUUUAAGUAUCGUCGAUAACUACAAUCGCGUCGCGAAAGACACGCGCAAGCGCGUCGUCGGAGUCCUCCUUGGUUCUUCCUUCAAAGGCACCGUCGAUGUCUCCAACAGCUACGCAGUGCCUUUCGAGGAAGAUGAGAAGGACCCGAGCAUAUGGUUUCUUGACCACAACUACCAUGAAUCAAUGUUUUCGAUGUUCAAGAGGAUUAAUGCCAAGGAGCAUGUUGUUGGUUGGUAUAGUACCGGCCCAAAGUUACGGGAAAAUGACCUAGACAUUCAUAGAUUGUUCCACAACUAUGUCCCGAAUCCUGUCUUGGUCAUCAUCGAUGUCCAACCUAAGGAGUUGGGGAUCCCUACUAAGGCCUACUAUGAUGUUGAAGAGGUUAAGGAGAAUGCCACUCAAAAGAGCCAAAAGAUUUUCGUUCAUGUUCCUUCGGAAAUUGCUGCUCAUGAAGUUGAAGAGAUCGGAGUUGAACACUUGCUAAGGGAUGUAAAAGAUACAACCAUUAGUACACUCGCAACUGAGGUAACUGGAAAACUCACAGCUUUGAAGGGUUUAGAUGCAAGGUUAAAAGAGAUACGUUCUUACCUUGACCUCGUUAUCGAUGAGAAGCUUCCACUGAAUCAUGAAAUACUGUACCAUUUACAGGAUGUGUUCAACUUGCUGCCAAACCUAAACGUAAAUGACCUAAUCAAGGCUUUUGCAGUAAAAACCAAUGAUAUGAUGUUGGUUAUAUAUUUGUCAUCUCUCAUCCGAAGUGUCAUUGCGCUCCAUAAUUUGAUCAAUAACAAGAUGUUAAACAAAGAACAUGAGAAGGCUGAAGAUGCUAAGCCAACAACUGUCCCGGCUACGAGUUGAAUCUGAACAUCGAGUCCUAAUCAUGUCAAAAACUUGAGCAUAGGGUGCUAUUAACUUCCAUAGGAUCCUCUAUUCUUGAGAUUUUGUAUUCUUCAUAGCUCAAUCAGAAGAUAUCAGUAGGCUUCAAAUUUGAGAGUUUUUCUCUUUGUUUUUCAUACACUAUACACUGUAUUAAUGAAGUGCAUCCCCAUUAAGCAUCAUGUUAUGCUGAAUUAAUCAUUUGAGUGUUGGACACUGCUUUUACAGCUAUGUGUUUUCUUCUUGUGGUUUGCUAUGAAAAAGCCUUUAUUUGCAUUUUUCUUUA